Capronia coronata CBS 617.96 is the source of this 1446-nucleotide messenger RNA. RefSeq lists its product as uncharacterized. Lineage: Eukaryota; Fungi; Ascomycota; Eurotiomycetes; Chaetothyriales; Herpotrichiellaceae. The record is from RefSeq and is a predicted model, not a curated record. Bases 1 to 1446 code for a protein of 481 amino acids. The transcript is spliced from 4 exons.
AUGGCCAUUCUGACAAGUUUGCCCAUGAUGGUGGUCUCUGAAGAGUUGGAAAGGCAUGUUGACCAGAUCAGACAGCGACUUGAGCAUUAUGUCUACGAGACUGGGCAAACAGGCGUCACAUCCGAAGUCCACUCGAAUCACGGCCACCGGCCUCCAUCGGUUGAUGAAUUACGGGGCCAGUCUCUCACGAAUACCGAAUCCAUCUACGCGAUGGAACAGUCUCCGGACCAGGCAAUGCGCCAGGCUGCUCGGCAGUGGCCGUCAUCACAUAUCUAUUGUAUUGGACAAAGCGAUCUCCAUGGUGGAUCUACGGGAUUUGGACCCUCAGCUCCCGGGGCAGACGUUGGUCUCGGCCAGAUUCUGCAGUGGUUGAAUGUGCUUACGGGACAAGGCAUCCUGGAAGAGAAGGCUGGGUCGGAUCAUGGAUUUGGCCAAAAGUCGGAUUCCAAGCCAGUGGAGAUAUCGCUGUCGCUGUCAAUGCCGGACUCUAGUCUACAUCUGAGGAAUUCCAGCCUCCACAUGGACAGUAUCAAGGAUACUUGUAUUCGGGACAUCGACAAGGGUGCCAGGAAUUCUACGGACAAAAAGAGACCAUUGCCGGUGGUUUUCAUACCAGCACUACGUCCACCACUUCCCCGGGGGGCCAUGUCUGAUAUUGAGACACCUAUGCAUACCUGUGUGGUUACAGAAACAUCUCGAAGCUCGCCCUUUACCCCAUCAGCGAAUCCCUCGGCCCGUACCCAACCUUCAACGUAUUUUGAACCUGGAAGUCGGGCGUCUUUCCCACCGGCACACUCGCAUCGUCGCAUUGCAGAGCAUGUUUUAUUGCCUAGGAUCGAGAUCGACGACGACCCAAUGGCAUGUGCGAUCCUAAGCUAUCUGGACUUGGCCCGCUCAAUGCUGUCACGAGGUAUCCCGAUCCAGGAGAUAUUCGGCCCGGAGCGACCGAUUGUCGAUCUUCUGUUUCGGACGCGGAACGAGAGCGACGCGCAUUCCGUAUGUCAUUUUGUUUGCGAGCUGACCUCGGGAAUCCGGGGCAUGGAAACGGCUGCAAGGCUGGGACUAACUUUUAUGUUUGUCCACUUGGUUCGGUGGAUGAUUCUUUGUUCGUCCUCCAACUACGCACAGAUCCCGGAGCUGUUUCGACCGACGGCGACACAAAUCAACGUGCCGCACAGUGCGGCCCUCGAGUUCUGCCCCUUUCCGCAGCUGAGGGAUGCUCUUUGCCGUCGGUAUCGUGAUUUCCUGCCGGCAUUGGCAAGCAACAUCAGUUGUAAUUGGCCUUACGGCACCGAUAGCUGUGUCCAGCAGCUGGAUCAUACGGGGCAUAUCGUUCUCACGGACCACUUUUGCCAACAUGUCUUGAUCUCGGAGAACUGGACAGUGCGAAGUGGAAUCCUGGAUACGUUUCCAGAAUGUCGAGGUCUCCUCAAGACUGUCGGAUGA